UACAAAUUUGUUUAUUAAGACAUAGAUUUAAGCCAAUAUUUACUAUGCUGUCGUAUUCAAGUAUGUCUCUUUUGAAGAACUUUCGAGUGGGGCUUACAAUGGUAAGGUGCCUCACAACUUCAACACAAGUGUCGCAGACUGAUGUAUUUCAGAGAGUGAUGAAUACUUUCCCAAAUGGUGUGCAAAUGGCGUUCGCUUAUGGUUCAGGGGUGUUUCAACAGCAGGGUGGUGAUAUGUCGAAGAAUAUGCUGGACUUCAUUAUGAUUGUUGACAACCCACAUCAAUGGCAUUCAGAAAAUUUGGCGGUUAACAAUAAACAUUAUUCAUUUCUGAGGCAUUUAGGUGCUAAAGGAAUAUGCAAUAUUCAAAACAACUUUGGAGCUGGCGUUUAUUUCAAUACCCUGGUUCCAUUUGAAGAAAGAAUGAUUAAGUAUGGUGUCAUUGGCACAGAGAAGUUGAUUUCGGAUCUAGUCAAUUGGGAAACUUUGUAUGUAAGUGGAAGACUACACAAACCUGUCAAAAUGGUUAAGAAACCUACUUCUUUUCAGCUAAUCACCGCUCUAGAUAGUAACCUUUGCAGCGCACUGCACACAUCGUUAUUGCUUUUGCCAGAGACAUUUACUGAAGUUGAAUUGUUCACGAUGAUUACUGGCCUUUCAUACAGCGGGGAUUUUCGUAUGACCUUUGGCGAGGAUAAGGGAAAAGUGCUGAAAAUAGUGACUCCAAAUAUGGAACAAUUUAAGCAGCUUUAUCAUCCAAUCAUAGAAAAGAACAACUACAUUCAUUAUAACAAACAUAUAAGUAAAUUUGUAAAUUUGCAUAAUGAAGUAACGAGAUUUGAUAAUCUGAAUUCAUUACCACGAUGUGUGGUUCAGGGACUUCUGAAGCAUCAACACAAUCCAAAUAUGUAUCCCGACACGGAGGAAGUGAUACGGAAGCUUGCCAAGGACACAAACAUAGCGGAAUACGUAGCUAAAAGUGUAGCGGGGAUCGUUAAUAAGUCCAGUUGGAGCCAGAGUGUCAAAAGUGUGUUAACUGCUGGAUUUACAAAAAGCAUAAAAUACAGUUACAGUAAAGUGAAGAAAAUGGUCAGAGGCAUGAGGAAAGUUGAAAAAUGAAAAUGUCAUCAUUUUUAGACUGGGCCUAAAAAAGUACAUUUGGUUUUGGUAACUUGACCCAACCUACAAAAAAGGUGUUGACUCUACUGUUUUUAUAUUCAGUUUAAAAAAACAAAAACAAAACUAAAAAAAUAAUAUUAUUUUUUGGUGCUUUUCAAUAUAUGUAGUUUAAAACCUUCAAUGCUUUAAACAGAAGAUUGCUUUAACACAAUUUUCCAAUGAUGCAAUAACAUUUUUAUAUAAAGCCUUAUAAAAAGAUAAAAAGCCUAGCUUUUUUUGAAAAGGAUGUAACCUUAACCAAUCCAUUUUUUAGGCCGUGGUCAAAAUCAGCACUAGGUGGACUUCUGGACUUAUAUAGCAGGAGUUCUUUUAAAAGAAAUAAUGCCAGGCAAUAGUGUCGGUUUGAUGACGGUCAUUCAAUUGAUAACUAAACUUUUCCUCAGUUAUUAUUCCUUUAAUGAUAAUAUAUUGAUUUUGAAAUUUACUUUAUAUAUAUCUUUGCUUUGACACAACGAAGAAGAUCAUUGUGUAAAUUUAACCUAACGUUUAGUUGAAAAAAAUAAAAUU
Molecule: messenger RNA, 1685 nt
Organism: Mya arenaria
Lineage: Eukaryota; Metazoa; Mollusca; Bivalvia; Myida; Myidae
Product: phosphatidate cytidylyltransferase, mitochondrial-like
Exons: 1
Coding region: 45-1118 (357 amino acids)
Biological process (GO): cardiolipin biosynthetic process; CDP-diacylglycerol biosynthetic process
Cellular component (GO): mitochondrion
Molecular function (GO): phosphatidate cytidylyltransferase activity
Source: RefSeq, a predicted model, not a curated record